Messenger RNA from Pelagomonas calceolata, 1716 nucleotides. Lineage: Eukaryota; Pelagophyceae; Pelagomonadales; Pelagomonadaceae. The record is from the annotation of a GenBank genome assembly.
AUGCUCGCCACGACAAUGAGACGCGCCGCCCAGCAGGGCCGGCGCCUCAUGAGCGACGGCCUCACCGCCGAGGGCAAGAUCAAGUCGCUCCCGAUGGUCUACAUUAAGGGCGAGGAGAUGACGCGCUACGCGGCCCAGCUCAUGCUCGAGAACUGGCUCGAGCCCCAUAUUGAUACGAGUGCCUGGGAGUUCUUCGACCUGAGCUGCGCCGCGCGCGACGCGUCGAACGACCAGACCCUUAAGGACGCCGUGGCCGCCGGAGCCAAGAUCGGCGCCAUCUUCAAGGAGCCGACCGUCACGCCGUCUGCCGAGCAGGUCAAGGAGUUCGGUCUCUCGAAACCAUUGCCGUCGCCGAACGGCGCGAUGAGAAGAGGCUGGAACGGCGUGACCAUCAGCAGGGAUACGAUCCACAUCGACGGCGUCGAGCUCGGUUUCAAGUCGCCCGUGCUCUUCGAGAGACAUGCGGUGGGUGGUGAGUACGGUGCGGGCUGGAAAGAAGUAGGCAAAGGUAGAUUGAUCACUACUUAUUUCCCUGAUAAAGAGUCAUUUGAAGAUGGCGAAGAUGCCAUUAUUGUGGAUGCUAGGAUCCUAGACAACGAGCGCAACGUCGCCGUGGUCUACCACAACCCCUUGGAUAACGUGGAAGCGCUCGCGCAUCACUUUUUUUCUAGAACGCUCAAGGCCGGCGUCACCCCUUACGUAGUAACGAAGAAGACGGUCUUCAAGUGGCAGGAGCCCUUCUGGGCCAUCCACAAGAAGGUCUUCGACGAGAACUACAAGGCUAAGUUCCUGGAGAAGGGCCUGCUCGAGAACACGGGCGGCGAGCUGCAACAUCUUAUAUCGGACGCAGCCACCAUGCAGAUCAUCCGCUGGACGCGCGGCGGCUUCGGCAUGUCGGCCCACAACUACGACGGGGACAUGUUGACGGACGAGGUCGCCCAGGUCCACCGGUCGCCCGGUUUUAUUACGUCGAACUUGGUCGGCGUCGCGGCGGACGGCUCUCCCGUGAAAUUCUGUGUCCUUUCGUGCAUCGCGUCGCGUCGACGGCGUGGGGUCAGCGCGACGCCAUCGACGUGUCGCGCCGAUGGCGUAGGGGUCGGCGCGACGCCAUCGACGCGACCCUGCUGGAGCCUGCGCGAUCUCACCUUUCACUUAAUCACACAGAUCAAGGAGUUCGAGGCCUCGCACGGCACGGUUUCUGAUUUGUGGCACCAGCACCUGCGGGGCGAGCCGACGUCGUUCAAUCCUUUAGGGAUGGCCGAGGCCGUCAUGGGGGCACUAUCUCAUGCCGCGGACCUCAGCAAGGACGAGGAGACAGCUAGAAAGACGCACGAGUACGUGACGUGCCUCCGCAGAGCCAUGCACAACACGUUCAAAUAUGGCCAGGGCACCUGGGACAUGGCCGGGCCCUCCGGGUUAACUACCGAACAGUUCGUCGAGAAGGUCGGCAACCGCCUGUCGAAGUACCUCGCGCAGGAAAGCGACGACGAGUUCGUCGACCCCAGCGCCUCGAAACCCUCCGUCCUGCUGCGCCGCGCGGCCAAGCAGGUCGACACGGACAAGGUCCAGGAGCUCUUCGCCGAGUUCGACACCGAUAGCGACGGGUCCAUUUCGGUGGAGGAGUUCACGGAGAUGAUGAUCAAGCUCGGCCUCGCGCCGCCGAAGGAGCCGGGCAAGGAGUCGGCGUCGCGCGCCAAGAUCGACGAGGGCGCCUAG